Messenger RNA from Aphis gossypii (cotton aphid), 1291 nucleotides. Its product is annotated as dynein axonemal light chain 4. The record is from RefSeq and is a predicted model, not a curated record. Gene Ontology annotation, cellular component: dynein complex. NCBI's taxonomy places the organism in Eukaryota, Metazoa, Arthropoda, Insecta, Hemiptera, Aphididae. The coding region runs from base 902 to 1213 and encodes 103 amino acids. The transcript has 3 exons. Gene Ontology annotation, biological process: microtubule-based process. Gene Ontology annotation, molecular function: dynein intermediate chain binding; dynein light intermediate chain binding.
AGUCUAGCAACAGUAUUAUCAAGAAUUGUGUUGAAACUUUAGAUCAAAAGGUUAGAGUGAGUGCCCAUCGCCAAACAAACUUAUUUUAGUAAAAACAAUUUUUUUUUUUUUUUUUAAUUUUUUACAAUGUAACAACGAUACUUUAUUAUUAUUUUAUUUAUUUUUAAAUUCAAAUAAAUUAAGGAAAAAUUAAAAUACUACAUAUCUUUAGAGAUCUAUCCAAUGUAAAACAUUACUUAGAAAUAUAUAGAUAGAUAAUUUUAUAAGAGCACGUGUGUUAUGUGUGUACCUACCUACUUAUAUUAUGAUGCAAUGUAUUGCGAUGUAUGAUGAUAUUUUUAAAAUAAUUUAAAAAUUUUACAUGAUUCUUAUUAAAACAAAAUAAAAUUCAUGUCUAAUAAUUCAUUAUUGAGUAUAAGUUUAACGUUAUUAUUAUCAUCUGAUUUCGUUGGAGGUAAUUACCCUCAAAGUAUAGGUAAUAAUAGUAAUACAAUUUCUAACUAAGAUUUCUAUAUAACUAAUAUAAAAAAUAUUUAAUUAACACAUUUCGGUAAACUGUAAGUCAUGUAAUAUGUAGAUUUUCUUAAUGCAAUUCAUUACAUAUUCCAGCGGAAAACGUAUUAUAUCAGCCAAUGAAAUCAGCUCUAAUGUGUAUAAUAAUUAUUAUACGCUAUACGUCGUUAUUUAUCCAUAGCAACUCGCGCGUGUGAACAUAGACGUCUAAGAAUCAAUAGUCGAACAAACAUAAGUAUACGACCGAAAGAGUGUUGCACGGCAGUCGUUACUUUCAUAGUAGCUCUAUUGGAGACUUAGUAAAGUUAUUCUAUAAUUAACACAUUCGUCCGUGUAGCAUAAUACGUAUAUUAUACCUAUAUCUGAACAAUUAGUGUAUAGGUAGACUAUGGAAGAGUUUGCAGAUGCUAAAGAAGAUGAAAACAAGAAAAUCGUUCACACCUAUCCACUGGUGCAAUGUGAUAUGUCAGAAGAAAUGAAAGCUGAAACGGUUGAAGUUAUAAUAACAGCGUGUGAAAAAUUUGGAACGGAUUACUUUGCGGCGGCCAAGACUGUUAAACAAAUGCUCGACAAAAAAUAUGGUCCACAAUGGAACGCGGUGGUCGGAGAAGCGUUUGGCAUACAGAUAACACACCAGACCAAUACGUUGAUGUACAUGUUUUUCGGUGGCAAUCUUGGUAUUUGUGCCUGGAAAAUUUGAUCGCAAAAAUGAGACUUAAAGUUGUUUCAAAAUCAUUUAUAAUAUAAUAGAAUUAAUAGAAUUAUUAUACAAUUAUAA